GGUGUUUCGUCAUAAUUAGCCUCACAUUUUUCAUGAAUAAAAAGCGCUUCCAUAAAUGGAACACAUUUUCAAAGACUCGUAAGACGAUGCUGAAAAUAUUCUCCUCGGUGCCCAACGUCAACAAUCACAUGUCCAAAUAUGGGACAUGAUUUCCACGAAGAGCACGUGCUAGUCAUGCGACGUACCUUUCCACGGUAUCCUUGGGCUGUUCAAUCCAGUUACGAUUUGUUACUCGUCCUGUUAAAGCCUAAACAAGAAAUGUUUAUCCUAUUAAUAUCUGCGCAGUGGACGAUUUUAAAAAUACAUUUUCAGUGCUUUUCUCAUCUGCCACAUGUUGUUCAAUUAUAACUUGUUAUGGAUUAAAUGUUUCAGGGUGUACCGUUCCCCUGUGUACAACAUGGCGUUGAAAUGGAUGCAGGGCGUGGUGAUCUGCCUCGUGGUUAUUGUGACGUCACUGGCUGUAUUAUUGACUAGUCCCCUCCAAACAAACACGGCACUUGCAAGCUUUGGGAAGAGCAUUCAGGCCGGCCUACGAGGUAGGUCUAUGGCAGAGACACUGCGCAGCGUCCGUCUUCUCUGUUGGGUAAUGACGAUGCCCAGCAACCUACAGAAAAAGGCUAGAUACGUCAGAGAGACGUGGGGAAAGAGAUGUGACGUACUCCUCUUCUUCAGCUCGGUAGAAAAUAAAGCCCUGUCUGUCAUUGGUCUCAACGUUUCGGAAGGACGAAGCCAUCUCACUGACAAAACUUACCACGCAUUCCGCUACGUGUAUAAACAUUAUUUCAACCAGGCUGAUUGGUUUCUAAAGGCUGACGAUGACACUUAUGUAAUCGUAGACAAUCUCAAGUUCUACCUGUCCAAGUUUGAUAAGAAUCAGGGACUAUAUUUCGGAGCUACCUUUUCGAGAUUCACACCCCAAGGUUACAACAGCGGAGGUGCCGGUUAUGUGCUGAGUAAAGAGGCUUUGAAAAGAUUUGGUGAGCGUGGAAGUAAUAAGACUGCGUGUCCAUAUAAGGGUGGCAUCGAGGACGCAGCCGUGGGUCACUGCAUGUACAACCUGGGGGUCAAGCUUGUCAACACGCUGGAUAAGAAGAAUAGGACCCGGUUCCACGCCUACCACCCCCUCACCCACAUGGAAGCUGGAGACAAAUACCUCAACUCUGUGUCAGCGUAUGGCUACAGAACUGGAGCGAUGAACAUUAGUGAUCUGCCCCUGACAUUUCACUACAUACAAGGUCGGAACAUGAAGGCUGUGGAGUUCUACCUAUAUCAUGUACGCCAUGUUGGAGAUGGCGGGACAGUCUUAACUUAAUACAACGAUCUCUCGGUUUCCUUUCUGUCAUCUGUGAGAUCAUCCUCUAUUGUCAACGGUAUUUUAUUUCAUUUUAUACCUGGACCCAUACCCUAAAUUAUCGAGGAUGUCCCUGGACCCAUACCCUAGAUUAUCGAGGACUUGUCCUUGGUCCGGUUAUUUUUUACAUCGCGCAGAAAACCAGGAACCAGCUUAUCUUUGAUGCAAGGGAAUACAUGGAACAUCUACUCAUCACCGUUUGAUAGAGAUACUGAGGAAUGGAGAGGCCUUACUAUGAUUAAAGUUUGUUAUAUUGUCAUUACAAUGGAUGAUAACUAUAUCCCUGUGAAAGUCUGAGCAACCUUUAAUGAAGAGAAUUUGUUUAUUAUUGUUUCUACCAUAUAUUUAUGUAAGAGAACGCACCAUCACCGGAUAUGACAUCCAAUAAACGACUGCUGAGGUUAUUGUUUUCCUGGAUAAUAUACGCCGCCCACGUGAACAGUGAACAGGUGUUAUAAACUUUUAUGACACGUGUGUUGCAACAUUGAAUAGAAUUUGAUCACCCUCAUUUAUCCAGUGUAUAUUUCCAUUUAUUUUAUUUUUGUAAGAGGGCAUUUUGAACUCAGGAAACCGCCUUUUCCAGCUAAAUGUUCUAAAAGCUUUCAGAUUAGAUUAAAAAAUAUCGAAGGCU
This is a messenger RNA of Haliotis rufescens (red abalone), 1982 nucleotides long. Its product is annotated as glycoprotein-N-acetylgalactosamine 3-beta-galactosyltransferase 1-like. Gene Ontology annotation, molecular function: N-acetylgalactosaminide beta-1,3-galactosyltransferase activity. The transcript is spliced from 4 exons. The record is from RefSeq and is a predicted model, not a curated record. Gene Ontology annotation, cellular component: membrane. Lineage: Eukaryota; Metazoa; Mollusca; Gastropoda; Lepetellida; Haliotidae. Bases 332 to 1312 code for a protein of 326 amino acids.